This is a messenger RNA of Perognathus longimembris pacificus (Pacific pocket mouse), 3665 nucleotides long. It is a transcript of the gene Entpd4, whose product is annotated as ectonucleoside triphosphate diphosphohydrolase 4. Bases 600 to 2447 code for a protein of 615 amino acids. Gene Ontology annotation, molecular function: nucleoside diphosphate phosphatase activity. NCBI's taxonomy places the organism in Eukaryota, Metazoa, Chordata, Mammalia, Rodentia, Heteromyidae. Gene Ontology annotation, cellular component: membrane. Gene Ontology annotation, biological process: nucleoside diphosphate catabolic process. The record is from RefSeq and is a predicted model, not a curated record. The transcript has 13 exons.
CAGGUGGCCCCAAGUUCAAGCCCUGGCACCGGCACACAGAGGAGUGGGGGGUGGGGAGAUUUGAGGUGCGCUGAUGUUACAGGGAGUGUGUGUGAGAAGUGGAUGUGGGAGGGCGACUCCAGGCUGUGACUUGCCCGGUGGGGUAGAAUCACACUGACACUACAGGGGGACACGCAGGUUGAGGGAGAGAGUGGAGACGGCUGCGCCAGUGAAAUGGUUUCCAUGGUCUGCGGUAUCCAGAUGGAGAUCACCUCAUAGGGGAUGAAAACUGCCUGUCUUACAUAGCUCAGAGGAGCCGGGUGGAGAUAUGCUUUGAUAAAUCCGUUAUGUUGAUAAUUUCAACAGGAUGAGGCUGACCAAGAACAGUGAUUAAGUCAGAAGAGAAGGGACUCUAGACAGAACCCUCGGAAGCAGAAUUGACAGAUAACCAGGAUACUCGGGAUCCUGGCGUUUCAGCAGCUGAGGAGCAGACCAGAGCUGAUGGAAGUCCUGACAGGCCUGAAGAGGCACGCCCUGACUCCAUGAAGACCUCAGCACUGUUUGUGUCACUGUGAAAAGCCCUGUGUCCCGCAGCGCUGCCCGGCCCCUGGCCUUUCGGUAUGGGGAGGAUCAGCAUCUCCUGUCUUUUUCCUGCCUCUUGGCAUUUUAGCAUCUCUCCACUGGGCUGUCCUCGAAUUCUGAAUACCAACUUACGCCAAAUCAUUGUCAUUAGUGUUCUGGCUGCUGCUGUCUCCCUUUUAUACUUCUCUGUUGUCAUAAUCCGAAAUAAGUAUGGGCGUUUCUCCAGAGACAAGAAAUUUCAAAGGUACUUGGCCCGAGUCACAGAUGUGGAGGCCACAGACACCAAUAAUCCCAAUGUGAACUAUGGGAUUGUGGUAGACUGCGGCAGCAGCGGGUCGCGGGUGUUUGUCUAUUGCUGGCCAAGGCAUAAUGGCAACCCUCACGAUCUGCUGGAUAUCAGACAGAUGCGGGAUAAAAACCGGAAGCCAGUGGUGAUGAAAAUCAAGCCAGGCAUCUCGGAGUUUGCUACCUCCCCAGAGAAAGUCAGCGAUUACAUUUCCCCACUUUUGAACUUUGCUGCCGAGCAUGUGCCGCGAGCCAAACACAAAGAGACGCCCCUCUACAUUCUCUGCACCGCUGGAAUGAGAGUCCUCCCUGAAAGCCAGCAGAAGGCCAUCCUGGAAGACCUCCUGACGGACAUCCCCGUGCACUUUGACUUCCUGUUCUCUGACUCCCAUGCCGAGGUCAUCUCAGGGAAGCAAGAAGGUGUAUAUGCUUGGAUCGGCAUCAACUUCGUCCUGGGACGAUUCGAGCACAUCGAGGAGGACGACGAGGCCGUGGUGGAAGUUAACGUUCCCGGGAGCGAGAGCAGCGAGGCCAUCCUCCGGAAGAGGACCGCGGGUAUUCUCGACAUGGGAGGCGUGUCCACUCAGAUAGCAUACGAAGUCCCCAAAACUGUAAGCUUUGCCUCCUCACAGCAGGAGGAAGUAGCUAAAAACUUACUAGCUGAAUUUAAUUUGGGAUGUGAUGUUCACCAAACGGAGCACGUGUACCGAGUCUAUGUGGCCACGUUUCUUGGGUUUGGUGGCAAUGCUGCUCGACAGAGAUAUGAAGACAGAAUAUUUGCCAGCACAGUUCAGAAGAACAGGCUCCUGAGUAAACAGACUGGCCUGGCUCGCGACGCCCCGUACCUGGACCCAUGCCUGCCCCUGGACAUUAAAGAUGAGAUCCAGCAAAAUGGACAGACCUUGUACCUGCGGGGAACGGGAGACUUUGACCUGUGUCGAGAAGCCCUCCAGCCAUUCAUGAACAAAACCAAUGAGACACAGACGACCCUCAACGGCGUCUAUCAGCCUCCCAUUCACUUCCAAAACAGUGAAUUCUAUGGCUUCUCUGAGUUCUACUAUUGCACCGAGGAUGUGUUGCGGAUGGGGGGAGACUACAAUGCUGCUAAGUUCACUAAAGCUGCCAAGGACUAUUGUGCAACGAAGUGGUCGAUCUUGCAGGAGCGCUUUGACCGCGGGCUGUACGCCUCUCACGCCGACCUCCACCGGCUGAAGUAUCAGUGCUUCAAAUCCGCCUGGAUGUUUGAGGUGUUCCACAGAGGGUUUUCCUUUCCCGUCAACUACAGAAGCCUCAAGACCGCCUUGCAGGUGUACGACAAGGAAGUGCAGUGGACCCUGGGGGCCAUCCUUUACAGGACUCGCUUCUUGCCCCUGAGGGACAUCCAGCAGGAGAGUUUCCGGGCCAGCCACGCGCACUGGCGGGGCGUCUCCUUUGUCUACAACCACUACCUGUUCUCGGGCUGCUUCCUCGUGGUCCUGCUGUCCAUCCUCCUCUACCUGCUGCGGCUCCAGCGCAUCCACCGGCGGGCUCCGCGCGGCGGCUCGGCGGCCCUCUGGCUGGAGGAGGGCCUGUCCUCCCCGAAGGGCCCCGGCCCUCUGUGAGCCGCUCGCCGCUCCAACAGGACUGCCUGCGCCAAAAGCCAUCGUUGCCUCAGGGUUUCACCUCGACAUGCUCCCCUAUUUUGUUUCUCCCUCUCCUUUUUGUGACAACAACACCCACCGUGUUUAAGCCCUGCUCUCUGGCAGUGCAGUGUUCUGCGGUUAGGAAUUCAGCUUUAAACGGAGGAGUGGGGAAAGGGAAAUUCACUGGACUCUUGCUGCAUAGGAGAUUCUCAAAAAAAUUAGUAAAGUUGUGUUUUAUUCUAUGGUAUGUUUGCCACAAAUGCACUUUGUGUGGGACAAGUGGAAAAGAUACUUUCCUUCCUGUGAGGGAUUCCUUGUUCAGAACCAAAACGCAAAUACUGUCUCGAAAGCUCAACCCCAGGAGAAGGACGCUUCGUUUUUAUUUAUUGCUCGGGUGUCACUUUAUGUGUUUUCUUUGCAGAUGCAAACAUUCAAAAUCAUUCAUAGCCAAAACAGGUCACCGUGGUCACCGGGAGGCCAGGAGGUGUGCGAGACGUGAGCUCUGGGCGUGAGCUGGGCGCGUGAGGGGUGCAGGGGCCGCGGGCCCGCGUGGCAGGACGGACCCGCGUCCUCUGCUUGUGGCUGUCGCUCACCUGCCCGCGGGAAGUCGCUGUCCCCAUCAGAUGUGUGGCAGGAAGACCCUUUGGUUUUGAAAAACUUGGAAAACCCGUGGCUUCCUCGCCGGCGCUCGUGGCAGGCCCGUCGCACAGGAGCACAACUCUCCCGCACGAGCUGCGCGUCUCCUCCAGCCCCGAGUCCGCGUCGCCCCCACUCCCUUAGGGAACGCGGAAGGUCAUGGAGAGGCCGUGUCUGGGAGCCCCUGGGCAUCACCCGACCGGUGGUCACCGUCACUGCCGUACUCAGCGCCAGCUCUGGCAGCUCCGGCAGUGGUGUGGCAAGUCCACACCAAGAGAGGAGCCGGAAGUUAGCACACCCAAAGAAGCCGGGUUUGGAAGAAAAUAAAUUUGACAUUUUAAGCAAAAGCCUAAAACAGACAACGAAUUGGUAUGUCUGAAAUUGGUUUUCUUGUUUAUUUUUUUUAAAUCUUAACAAUUCUUAGACGUUUUACAGGUUUUUGGUGGGAGUACAUGUAUGUGUACACACGUUUCCUCACUCUGCAGCAGUUAAAGUCACGCAGCUGAUAGUGAACUUUGAGAAGCAUUAGCUAUGAAUUAGAAAAUCAUUGCUUAAAGAAUU